UGCGCCAAAUGUGUUUUCUUUGUAAUAUGGGUGUUAGCCGAAUGUAAAAAAACGAAGAAACAUUUGUACUUACAUUAUAUUUAUUAGUUUCUAAUGAUAUUACAGGGAUUUAAUAACAUUAUUUUUAAGCAGAACUGGAUAUAGGAUAUUUGUUUUUUUACGGGAAAAAUAAUAAUAAUACAACUUUUCACUGACAUGCCAUUUUGUAUCAAUAUUUUUUUUUUUUUAAUAAAAUUGGAAAUUCAUGUAUUUUCCGGUCCGCUGUGUUUUUCCGAUCCGAGCCAGUCCGAAUGUGAACUUCCGGAACGAUCAGCUUCUAUCUGACGAACAUGGCUGCCUCGUGGGUGCUCAGGAGAUGGUGCUCCACCUCUGUAGCAGAAGCAGGAGCAGCACCCGUCAAUGGCACCCGAUGGGAGAGGUUGAAGAAUAGCAAAUUGGGUGUGUGGUUUAGCGGCAUGUCCAGAGACUACAAGGAGGCGUGUCGUGAGAUUGUGGUGGGCGCGUGGGAGAGGCCAAUCAAAGCUUCCAUCUACCUGAGCCUUCUGGGUGGAGCUGGCACCUGCAUCUACACAAACCCUGACGGCGCCUCCUUCGAGACCACCGUCCUGGAUACAGCCAAUCAGCUCGGGCUCCUGACGCCGUGGAUACGCAGUGGAACAUCGGAUGGGCACGUGCAGAAGCUGGCGAAGCUUCGUAACGAGGGAAGGUUACGUCACCUCAGCCUGGGAGUGGUCUCACUCACCUACUUCGCCGAUUAUAACCCGGACGCCAGUCUUUACGAGGCCCAGUGCUCCAACCUCUCUAUCCCCUGGAGGGAGCUCCACACGCGGGUACUGGACGUUGGCUUCGCAGGUCGCUGGUGGAUCCUGGACCAUAAGAUGAAGGACUAUGAUGUGAACGAUGAAGAGUUCAAGCAGCUGCCGCCUGCUAUGGCCGCCACAGUGCCCCCUGGUGUCCAGGGGGUGGAGAAUAACGAAAGGCUGCACAAAGAGUCAUGGAUGCCUCUGAAGACGGAGAAGAAUGAGGAGAAGGAAAAGGUAUCGGCAGCCGUAGAGGAGGAGGGGGGCAUUGUAGAACAGAUAAAGAUGGACAGUUUACAUCUUGUAGAACCAAUAAAAAUAAAGACAGGCAUUGUAGCUCAACCACAGGAGAUAGCUGACCCAGAACCACAGGAGCUGAUGCUGACAGAGACGGAGACACAGGAGUAGCAGACACAAGCUCAAGCAAAGGCCUAAUGUGUCAUGGACCAAUGGACUCACACUAGCAGGACAAUGACUGCUGGACACAUAAUGAGAUGGCUGAACAAGAAUCUCUGAAAGGACAUAUUUAUUGGAUGUUGACAAGAUGGUAUAUGUGUAUAAGAGUACCUUCUGCACUGUUUAACGUGUUAUAUAGCGCCCAAGCCUAUUAACACUCUGGACUAUAGCUACACAUGACAUGAUGUUAAAGGGUCUCCUUUAGAGAAUAUAUUACUGUUAACAGUUUAUUAAUGAUACUUAUUUGGUAUGUAGUGCUCUAUACUGAGAUAUGAUAAUUGAUGCCAUGGUCAGCAACCAAGAUUCUCUAAACAGCCAUUACAAACUUCAAAUAACUUGAUAUUCUCUGGCCCUUUUGAAUUAGUUUUAGCCAGUAGUUCUGAAAGUAGAGCUCACAAGCUAAAAGUGGUCGCCGGAAAUGGCGUACUACGUCACAUGUCCACCAUGUCAUUGCUCUCGCUCUGCUGUGUGCAUCUUGUUAGCUGUCAAUAAAAUAGUGAGGGGCUGAAGCUCAUUAGCUAGAACUAGAAUUGUUAGGGGGCUGGCCCAUGUGGGGGAAACUAGGAAAAUGGCGGAGCACAGCUUCCAGGAAAACAGUUGCUUUCAAACUAGGGAUUUCGUGGUUAAUUGAGGUGAAACAGUAAUUCUGCUCAUAGAUUAUGCCUGUAUGAACUACACAUUGACACAUCCAGCCCAAAGCAGUAGGUUUAAAAGAUACUUAAAGUCGCCAAAGUUCCGGAGCACGUCUUUAACAAUACAAUAAACAUUCUCUAAAUGGUCUGGAUUUAUCAUUUAUGAAUUAUUGUCAAAUUAAAGUACUAUUGGAAUGAA
Oncorhynchus gorbuscha (pink salmon) is the source of this 2087-nucleotide messenger RNA. RefSeq names its product mitochondrial import inner membrane translocase subunit Tim29-like. Bases 330 to 1208 code for a protein of 292 amino acids. The transcript is spliced from 2 exons. Gene Ontology annotation, biological process: protein insertion into mitochondrial inner membrane. Lineage: Eukaryota; Metazoa; Chordata; Actinopteri; Salmoniformes; Salmonidae. The record is from RefSeq and is a predicted model, not a curated record. Gene Ontology annotation, cellular component: TIM22 mitochondrial import inner membrane insertion complex.